This is a messenger RNA of Phalacrocorax carbo (great cormorant), 1259 nucleotides long. NCBI's taxonomy places the organism in Eukaryota, Metazoa, Chordata, Aves, Suliformes, Phalacrocoracidae. The record is from RefSeq and is a predicted model, not a curated record.
GCGAUGGGCGGCCGCUCGGCGCGGCGGGACCCGGCCCGGCCCGGCCCGCAGGAGCGCGGCGGCGCAGAGGGAGGCGUCCCGCCGCCCGCAGCCCGGCCCCAGCGCCCGCGGCCGGCGGAGGCGGAGAGAGGCGGAGGGAGGCGGCGGGUCCCGCGGCCCGCCCGGCGCGGCGUGCGCGGGCCCUGCGCGGAGCGGCAGCCAGCGGCCCCCCAGCCCCGCCGCCGCGCCCGGCUGCGCCUGCCCUGCGCCGCCCCGGCGCCCGGAGCUCGCCUGCGAGGGAGUCCCGACGCCCAGCAGCAGUUCCAAGACCCAGAGAAAUUGCUGUCAGGAUGCCGGAGCCAGCGAAGUCCACCUCUGCCCCCAAAAAGGGCUCCAAGAAAGCUGUGACAAAGACCCAGAAGAAGGGUGAUAAGAAGCGACACAAGAGCAGGAAAGAAAGCUACUCCAUCUAUGUCUACAAGGUGCUAAAGCAGGUCCACCCCGACACCGGCAUCUCCUCCAAGGCCAUGGGCAUCAUGAACUCCUUUGUCAAUGACAUCUUUGAGCGCAUCGCUGGAGAAGCCUCCCGCCUGGCCCAUUACAACAAGCGAUCCACCAUCACCUCCCGGGAGAUUCAGACAGCCGUGCGCCUGCUGCUCCCAGGAGAGCUGGCCAAGCACGCUGUCUCGGAGGGCACCAAGGCUGUCACCAAGUACACAAGCUCCAAGUAGCCAGACGCCACCUCUCCAACGGGACCAUCAAGCACCGGACCCUCCACACAAGCACAGGUAGGCAGCCACAGUCCGGGUAAAUGUCACAGCUAUUAUCCACAGCAAUUUACAGCCUUGGCACGGGCACGAGAAGCUGUCCGGUGGAAGAGGGGACGGUGAUCUGGAUGUUGGCUGAUUUUCACAGUCUGUUUGGGACGUGCAAUGGGUUCUGUGGGGCUGGUGGAGGAAGCCUCUGCUUUCACAUCUCAUCCAAAGGACUGACCGACUGCAGUGUAUCCAAACUCUCCUCUGUGCUUGGCAAACAUGCAUGUUUGGCACUGGCAGGGGAGUCUGGCAGCGGCAACACAGAGACGCCGUCUCUGAAGUCUUCCUGUUUGGCUGCUUUCUCACAGUCAUCCAAGACGGGCACCAAAGAGUCAGCGCUGGUAUCCCCUCCCUGGUAGCCCGGAUCCGUCCUGGUGUACAGCAGCGCAGUCCACCCCGUGUCAGCAGAAGUGGCAUUGACAACUACCAAGCACGGGCUGUAGAAUAAAGUCCAUAUUGAUUCAA